Nematocida minor is the source of this 3537-nucleotide messenger RNA. RefSeq lists its product as uncharacterized. Gene Ontology annotation, cellular component: elongator holoenzyme complex; cytosol. NCBI's taxonomy places the organism in Eukaryota, Fungi, Microsporidia. Bases 1 to 3537 code for a protein of 1178 amino acids. Gene Ontology annotation, molecular function: tRNA binding. The record is from RefSeq and is a predicted model, not a curated record. The transcript has a single exon. Gene Ontology annotation, biological process: tRNA wobble base 5-methoxycarbonylmethyl-2-thiouridinylation.
AUGGAAAAUAUUAUACUGCACAAAACGAAAAUAUGCGAGUGCUCCAACGGCCUGCUUUCCAACGGGUUUAUACUGACAGAUAAUGCAGUGUACCCAGCAGACAGCCCGUGCGCGCCUGUUACCGAUAGAAUAGAAGAGUACGAGGGACCAGUAGGAUUCUAUGCGUCGCAGGAUGGAGAGACAUUUAAAGUUGCCACAGCAUCUGGGCACAUACUCAGAGCUGAGAAAAAAGAUAGGUACAGGUGGGAGUGUGCUGGAGAGAUGGACGAAACAGUGCUAGGCAUGUUUUUUAACCAAAACAGCGGAAACAUUCUUAUCUUUACAAAAAAGGAAAUACUUCUGCUCGAUAAAUACUUUGAUCUUGUCAGAAAAGAAGAGUACAAGGCCGAAAUACAAACGGUGCUUGAGAAGGAAGAGACACCAAGAAUCACAGCAGAGUGGUCUCCCGAUGGGAAGUACAUUCUUGUCUGCAUGGGCACCAUUAUUUCUGUAUUCGCAUACAACUUGGAGUUCAUUGCAGACACUUUGGUGGUGUGCAACAAAAUCAUGAACAGCAGGCUGAUGCAGACGAAGAAGUUUCUUAUGAACGAAAGUGCGUAUGUGGAUAGCGUCAAGAGAGUGUCUGUGCCAGAUGACACCUGCAUUGCCACCGAAGACACCUUGCAGAAGAACAGCGUUGUUUUUGAAAAAAGAUCUGAUUAUAAACUGGCCAGCUGGCACGACAGAUUCUCUCUAAUAUACGCAGUCACGCACGACAACUCCAUACACAUUCUAGAAAGAAAUGCGCUGAAGUAUAAAGAAGUGUACCACGUCAGAGAAUGCGACAAAAAAGAAGAAAACAUGGAGGAGAACAAUAUACACUUUAUUCGGUCGCGCAAAGACUGCCUGUACAUUGUAAACCAGGAGAAGCAGAGACACUAUUUGAAAGUGUACUACAUAAAAAACAACUGCAUCUACCUUAAAAUCAACCAAGAUCUAUCAGACAUCUGCACAAAGUCUGUCGACUGCGUCAGAGAUGUAGUGGUCACUUCGCAGUAUGAUAUAAAAAUAGUAACAAACAAUGAAAUAGUAGAACUAAGCCAGAAAGCCUGUGUUAACAGGACAGAAAGUGACGUAAUUGACAUAGAUGGAUCUAGAGUUAUCAUGUACAACCUGCUGAAGUGUCCAAUACCCCCACCACUGUACACGCGGCAGAUAAAGCUAGAGGGCGUUCCUUCUCAUUUAUCUGCACAUUCCAACGGCUAUAUUAGCUACACCGUAAAAAAGAAAAAGUACAGUCUAAUGAUAAACACCGAGAAUAACGGCACAGUGGAAGAAAGAGUCAACAGUUUGUCUCUUGGAAUGAAGACCACAGAGAUACCCAGUGUAGUAGAUCGAAUGGAAAUGCUCAUAAAAGACCGUAAAGCAUAUCUUACAUUAAACAACACCACGCUCAAGAUCAAAAUAGGCGGAAAGGAGAGUAAAAUAGAAAAUGUAACGUCAAUGGCGCCUGUGUGCACAGAUGCACACUAUUUGCUUGCUUCUAUAAAAUCACAGGCAUGGACAGAAGUAUACAAAAUUUCACUAAACAGCACCACAGACGAAAUAACACAGGAAAGAGUGGCCAAAACAGGAAAAGAGAGUAGAAUAGUGUUUGCAUCUAAAAUGUCAGUAAUUAUGAUGGACACUUACGGAAUGCUGGAAACAUUCUACCCCGCUUUUAUGCUGGAGCACCAGGUGGAUAUUUUCAUCAAAAAACGAGACAUUGCAUCUGCAGUUGCGCUAGCAAAGAAACACGGGCUGUCGAUAGCACGCUUUUUGGAUGCAAUUUCAUGCGAAUUGGAGAGUGGUAGAAUCCAGCCCAGAACGCUCUUUGAAAUAGUAAAGCUGCUUUUCAAUGAAGAUGAGUCAUCGGGGUGGAUGAUAGACAAGAUAGAAAACUACGCCGUGCAGCAAAUACUAGAGUCUCUGCAAUCCGAGAAUGCCAAUCCAAACAGCAGUGUAUUUGCGUGGUGCAGUAUAGCAGUUGAAGUGUACUUGUACAAGAAGAAGCCAGAGCUUAUUGUCCUGCUCGCAGAGAGAUUUACAAAAAAAGAAGAAAUAUCACCGAAUGCGUUCUUUCUCCUUGGUGAGCACGAGAUCGCCAGAAAAAUCAUUGAAAAGUGCAUUGGCGCCAUCUCUUCAGAUGUUCUCCUGCAGUGUGCUCUCAACAGGUAUGCAUACACCCUGUGCUACAUAAUCCUUCUGUGCACAGACACGCCUCAGGAUGUAACAAAUGACGUUCUUCUGGUGGAUGGCUCUGAAAAUAUCAACCCAUUUAAUAUGGAAGAAGAGAUGGAAAGAAGGCUUAAAAUAGCAAGAGUUGCAAAAGACAAGAAAAAACAAACUAUCUAUCUCAUCAAAAAAUACAUAGUAAACACUCUGGCACCCCAAGACCCUUCUUCAGCAGUGUGGGAUCAGCAGAUAAAAGAGCUGAAGCUCUCCAUUGAAAAAGAGUAUAUCCGAGAUUUCUACCAGUAUCUGUUAGAUGCUGACCUUUGCACCGACAGCGACUGGACGUUUGGAGAUGACACAAACACCAUAAAAAGUGUUGCAGAGUCUCUUCUAAUGCAGUCUGGAGACAGUCUAUCGAAAGAAGGUGACAAUGAAGAUGCGCUAAACUGCUAUCUAAAAGCUGGGCCAUCAUCUGCUGAGAAAGUGCGCAGCUUAAGAAUGAAACUUGGAAAGUGGGAAGACCUGUUUAUGGCGCCUGAAAUGCGAACAGCAGAAAACAUCCAAAAGAUGGAGGAAGUUCUUCUAUCACAGAAGAAUGUGCGGGCAGCUGCUCUGCUGAAUGUGAGAUACGGAGUUUUAGCUAAAGGCAUAAAGUACCUCAUUGAAAUAGAAGACUACAACAGAGUACUGGAGAUUGCUGAAAAAGAAAAUAUGGAAAAUGAAAUACAAUUUACGAUAAAAUCACUCACUCAGAAGAUCAAAUCGUAUGCAAACAGUGUGCAAAGCACAAUAGAGAAGUACAAAGAAAACAGUGCGCGCCUUCAGACAGUGCGAGAGAGAAAAGACAGGGAAAGAGCAGAAAUCCUUGAUGGAAUGUUCGCAGAUGAUGACUGUGAGACCGUCUACACCCGCUCAUUCAUAACAAACACAUUCCUAUCUGGCAGCCAGUCCACAAACACAAAGAAAAAAAGAAGAAGCUCCAAGCUGAGAAACACAGUGGGAGGAAGAUACGAAGAAGAGUAUGUGCAGUACGUGCUCAGCGAGCUGAUUCUUCAAGCCAGAUCCCAAACUGAGCAUGUCAUGAAAAUAGAGGAAAUAGCUGAAAAUAUCCGAACAAAGUAUGAACUAUCACACCGCACAGACUUGUGUGCCAUUCUUGGAGAGUUUAAAAAUGAGAAAAGCGUCUAUGAUAAAGAGCUAUGCGUCUUUUUAGAGCUGUUUACUAGGACAAAAGAGACAGACUUUGCAUCCCUUAACACAGAAGAUGAUCCUCUGUACGACCCAGAGCGUCCUUUCAUACCUGAGCCAGAGAGCGGAGUAAUUCCUGAUUAUUUGAAGAGAUAG